GAUUGGCAGACCUAAUGUUGCUCUUAUUGACUAACUGCAUAAGUGGAAACUAUUAAAGCGUCCUUAAAGGUGUCGCAGGCCAGUUAGAAUUGAACAUCUACUUCUGAUUAAACAGAUGAAUGAUGAAUACGGGGUUCCAGUUAGGUAUUGAUACAUGAAGAUGGUGAUCUUAAUCCAGCCAAUAUAGCGAACAGUUUUUUUACACAAACAAGGAAAUAGUGGAUGUGUUUAUGGCCUGUAAAGGGAUUUACUUGUGUGUGACCCUGGCAGUAAAUAUCUAGUAAAAACCUUUCUAUCCAAUGGAAGUAAUUGCAACCAUUCUGCAUCCAGAUUUAGGAAAAUUCUGUAACAGACAUGUGAGAUAUUAAUCUGACUAUCAGUUGGUGUUAUAGUAAAGCGUUUCUUUUUAUCUCAAUCGUGCAAUUUUGGAAGAUGUUGGUCUUUCAUUGAUAUCCACUGAAAGAUUAAUGUUCAUGUUGAAGCUGGUAAAAUAUUAUUAGAUCACCAGAGGCUGUUAGCAGUUUAUUUCAAGUUUUUAUUCUAUGAUGUUCAGCAAAAAUACCACGCUCUUUGUCUGACAGUUAAUUACUUGUACGUAGAAGAUAAUAGAUUCAAACCAACAAACUGCCCUUUUAAAGGUUAAGGAUUUGACAUGGUUUUCAUUAUAGUGUAUAAUACCAUGUGAAAGGUUUACACACAUUAAGAGGUUUUCUAUGUAAAGUGCAUAAGAUACAGCGAGGCCAAUGGGGUAAAGUAAGGAGAUGAAAGAUGAAAUUCAAACAAAGAUGCCUCAUUAGUUACUUUGUUUGGUUUUGGACUCUUCUAGUGAGUGAAAUGGUGGUAGCUGUAAACGGUGCUGUCGUGAUAGCCAGUUACGGGAAAGAAUUUUUCUUGCCUUAUUUGGUGCUGUGUAAUAAUGAUGCUUACCUCCAUAUAGUGCCAACAACUCUCUAUUCUACAAAUGUUUUGUUAACCAUUAAAUUAUUGGACAAUCGGACUAUUUAUACUAAUACUAUCAACCAAUCAGAAACACUGAAUGUUAAUUACUCCGCCUUAAUGGAUUUGAACGGAGGCCAUUAUAAAGGAUGGCAAAUAAUAUCGUCUCAAGCAGUGUCUGUUUAUUUAAAGAGAUCGAAAGGAGAUAUAACAAUUUUAUUACCGAUUGAUGCUUUGGGCACAGACUACCUACUUCCAAGUGUGGCUACUGUUAGCAAUGAUAAAUUUCGUGUUAUUGUAUAUGCAGUUCAAAAUAAUACAACGAUUAAUGUGUCUGGAAAUAGUUUUGAUCGAAAUACUGAAAACGAGACGCAGGGAAAUAACGGUGAGAAGACUACACAUGCAUUAAACAGAUUUCAAAGCCUGAUUUUAGAGACGAAUAAUAUGACGAAGUGUACCCUAUCAGCAAAUGGCACUAUAGGAGCGUUAACAUUACGUUUUAACGAAUUAGAAGGUGGCGCUGUUUGUGACGUAUUAGAUUUAAAAACAAUAGAAACAAUCCCACUGUCUAGUUCGUUUGGAAAACAUUUCUAUUAUCGUAAAUUUGACCAGCAAGCCAAUCUAACUUUAUACAUUACAGGUGAAGAAGAUGGAGAGGUUCUUGUGAAAACAGACCAAACAACGUUUCAAGUUAAUUUAACACUCAACGAAACUGUGAGUUUGGAAUUCCCAACAGCAAAAUAUGUGACUUUAAUGGCAUCGAUUCCAAUCCAAGUUUACGCAACAACUGUCAUAGUUAUUACAGAAACGCAAGAAUAUAUUUUAAACGACUUUUUCAUACCAUGCCAAGAGCAAUAUGUGCGAUGUACCAUGACGUCAUCAUGUACAGAGUUGUGUCCCCUGGUUUUAAAUGGAGCAUCUCCAUUCAAUUCAACUGACCCCAAUUCAUUUGAACAAUUUUCAUUUUCGGAUGCAACCUUGUCUCCGUGGUUCAAUGUUAGCUCUGAAAUUAUAUCCCAUUAUUUAUAUAACAAUGGCAUCAUAAUGAAAAUAUGGACGAACUCCUCAUUUAUAUACUUUAUGUGUGAAAUUAAUACCGGAAGAGUCUUCCCCUUAGGUAUGAGACUAAGCAAACUCUAUCGCGCAUGUGUACCGGAUAUUGUAUCUAAAGGCGGGCAGGGAGACGGUAUAGAUAAUGACUGUGAUGGACAAAUUGAUGAAGAAAAUAUCAAUAUGGAGGAUGAUGAUGGUGAUUCGCGGAUUGAUGAAGAUACGAAUUUUAUUUGCACUCUAGAUGAUAUUACUCUAGUUAAAACUUUACCAACUGUGGCUAAAAAGAAACGAGCGCCUACUUUAUUAGACAUUGCGAUAGAUGAACAAGACUCGACAAUGCCGUUAAUUGCAGUUGUUUUAUCUCUUACUGUGGCCAUAUUCGCCGUUUUCGCCGUCAUCUCCAUAUUUAUGUUCUUAGAAUUGUUAUCCAGGCGAAAACAAAUUAGAAACACUAAAAUUCGACCGUUCGUGUCUUGAUGGUGGAGUGUGUCAGUGAAAAUUGUUCUGGUUUAUAACUACUUAUUUGCUCAAUUGACUAUGCGUGUGAUUAUCAGUUUCCAUCUAUAUCAGAUUAAUUUCCUAUUGAAGCCAGUCAAUUUGUGAAAUAAAUAGAUUCACAUAACAAGCAUUGAUUUACUUAGUUGAGAUUUAUCACAUUACAACUUUUAUUAUUUUUCCAUGACAUGACAUUUGAACAUAUCUUUUUCACUGAAAAUUGCAUUUGAAAUUGGAGUGUUGCACGCAAGGUAAAUUUUGAACUCUUUUUAGAUUUCGUGUUGUGUGGAUUUUUUUUUAUAUUGACUCUACAGCACCGGAACAUUGGAUAUAACAAAAAAUGCUGAAUCAAUUUUAUGUUAAGAUAGUAUAGCACACAUAUUUUUCCUUCUGAGAUAACGGUAAAAUAUUAGAACGUUAAUUACGUUUUAGUCUCCUAUUUGAGUAAAUUCGAUAUCUCGGUGAGUGUAGUGCGGUUCAUAACAGGACAACACGGCCACGUUAGUGGUGGGUGCGAUAUUUUAUAGGCACAUUAUCUCUUAUUAGUUACAAUAGGUGAAUGUCCUUAUUUUGUAAGAAGGGUUGGAUGACCGAGUGAUUAGCGCGUGUGCGUUGUAUCAUAAGGUUUGUCUUUGAGUCAACUGGCGUGGUUCCGAUUCCCCGGUUGUACGUGACAAGGAGUAUAGGGUCGCCUGUCCAACCUCGUGGGUUUUCUCCGGGUCCUCCUGUUUCCGCCCUAAUUUUGCUCAGAAGACCAAUUAUGGACAAUAAUAAGAUUGGGGCUUUAUAUAAAUUAACACUUUGGACGUCUUUACUAAACCGCUUAACGGAAACUAUAUCGGUUUUACACAAUAAAUUUACUGAAACCAACCCACGUAGUCACUAAUUCUAUACUGUCAACGUUAAAGGCGUUGUGACAAAAUGUGUGACCUGACAACCAAAGUAAUACAUUUACGUUCCAGGAAUACAUUUACAGUGUCUAGUUGUUCGGAUGGAAAAACCCUAGGCCCCGUGUACGUUAAAGAACCCUUGACAGUUGAAAUUAAAAAUUAAAAGUAGGCCCAAGUGCAAAAUUUCUCCCAUAGCACACUGUAUGGCCGUCUUCAUUAGCCCGAAUGGAGCAGAAAAGUAGGACUUUGAACCGAAUUUCAUUUUACGUGUAGUUAUGCAGUUCUAGUAUACUAGUAUUUUAUUUAUUAUAAAGACUGGUCAUACUUUAUAAUCCCGAUUAUACGCUGCUAAAAGUAGUCCAUCAAUAGUUAAUGUUUUUAAUAAUGUUUCGUAUACCCCAUGUACAUAUUGUAAACUAGACUGAAUUCAACUAAGAGAUUUAUUUGAGCUUCCAUUUUAAAGGGGAUUAACUCGGUUAUAUACAUGUACAUAUUGUGCCAUGAUUUUGUAUGAUAUAAUGUCUUGUACAUAGUGUUUCAUUAUAAUGUUUAAAGAGGUUCUGUUAGGAUUUGUAGACGGCAUGGUUUAAUACACCUGAACACAUUUAUAAUGGCCGGGAUCUACCCCAACAACACCCCCACAUAUAAGUAAGAAGGAGCAAACCAUAAUGGCCGAUUUUAUUUGUUAUAGUUAUAGCCUUAUCUUAAGGCUACCAUUUAUAUCGAAUAUCAAAAUCACAUUAAAAAUGUAAGUAAAUCAGUAAAUGGGAGUUUCUGGAUCGGCAUUCCUUAUUGUUUAAAAGCUUUGGCAGUGAUAAUUUAUAAAACUAAUAAAGACAGACGCCAGAUUUUUUUAUGUCCAGUCGAUAUCACACCUCGCAUGCUUCCAUUGUGUAAUGGUAUAAUCUCAUAUAAACAAACAUUACUGGCUUUAAAAUGACUGUCAACGCGCGGUUGGACCAGUCGGUGCAGAAAAGUAGAACGUUAAUAAACCCUAUAGUAACCAUAAACAUUUACUUAAAUUGUGUUAUAAAGAUUGAUGGGUUGGGUUUUUAUUGUCGUCCUCCAGUCUGCAUUCCCUUCCUUGUAAACGAUACGUUACAUUUCUUGGCUUUGUUUUUUUUUUAAAAAAAAAGCCUUUAUGGCCUUGGCCUUGUAGUCAUAAACCCUUGGCAAUUCAAAAUCACGCAUCUAUUAAAAAUCGAAGAAUUGUUGCCUCGGAGCAUCGAAAAUAACCUCAUGUAAAUAAAACAAACCCUUUGUUUUUAAAGUUGAUAUCUAUUUGCAGCAUUUUCAAACUCUGGUAAAUACUCUACUUGUCACAGUUUUUAAUAUAUAUUUUCUUAACUUGCUUAUAUUGUCCAAAUGUAGCCACGGAACAGAAUCAUUUGAAGUUGGCGCCAUGUUAUCCCCAGGUCAGAGUACCAUAGGAGAAUGUACAUGUAUUUCAAAACGUUAAAUCAUUACUUUUGUGACAGGCAUUUACACAUAGCCCAAAGACUCAAUUGCUGGUGACCGUAUGUUUCGUUUCUUGGCAACCUACAUUUAAUUUGAUUUGUAAAAUAUUUAAUUGUGUACAUAUUGAAUAAACAUUUUUGGUUCUUUCA
Molecule: messenger RNA, 4981 nt
Organism: Patella vulgata (common limpet)
Lineage: Eukaryota; Metazoa; Mollusca; Gastropoda; Patellidae
Exons: 8
Coding region: 769-2466 (565 amino acids)
Source: RefSeq, a predicted model, not a curated record